CGCCUUUGACGACAUUUCUGCGCGCCGGAAAAGAAAGAGGUUCCGUGUACUUCUUGGCUGUUAGCGCAGCUUCGAGGGUCGGGCUCCGCUAUGCGGAUCACCGGGAAGACUUUCCGCCGGCGCCGGGCUGACUCGGAGUCAGAGGAGGAUGAACAAGAAUCAGAGGAGGUUCGGUUAAAACUGGAAGAAACCCGAGAGGUGCAAAACUUGAGGAAGAGGCCAAACGGGGUGAGUGCUGCUGCCCUGUUGGUGGGAGAGAAGGUUCAAGAAGAGACUACUCUUGUGGAUGACCCUUUCCAGAUGACCACAGGUGGCAUGGUGGACAUGAAGAAGCUGAAGGAGCGGGGCAAAGAUAAGGUCAGUGAAGAGGAGGAUCUGCACCUGGGGACAUCGUUUUCUGCGGAGACCAACAGGCGGGAUGAGGAUGCAGACAUGAUGAAGUACAUUGAGACAGAGCUAAAGAAGAGGAAGGGGAUCGUGGAGCAAGAGGAACAGAAGGCCAAGCCCAAGAACGCCGAGGACUGCCUCUAUGAGCUGCCAGAGAACAUCCGCGUCUCCUCUGCCAAGAAGACUGAGGAGAUGCUGUCCAACCAGAUGCUGAGCGGCAUCCCUGAGGUGGACCUGGGCAUAGAUGCCAAGAUAAAAAACAUCAUUUCCACGGAGGAUGCCAAGGCCCGGCUGCUGGCAGAGCAGCAGAACAAGAAGAAGGAUAGCGAGACAUCUUUCGUGCCCACCAAUAUGGCUGUGAACUAUGUGCAGCACAACCGCUUUUACCACGAGGAGCUCAAUGCACCCAUCCGAAGAAACAAAGAAGAGCCCAAAGCCCGGCCCUUGAGAGUGGGUGACACAGAGAAGCCAGAGCCUGAACGGUCCCCUCCCAACCGCAAGCGUCCUGCUAACGAGAAGGCCACAGAUGACUACCACUACGAGAAGUUCAAGAAGAUGAACAGGCGCUACUGAGGCAGCGGUAGGGGCUGAGCAGACAGGAGGGGCGGUUAUUGCACUCGCACAUGCACUCCCGCUGGGCCCCGGCAGACAGGGCCCUGCAGAGAACCUGCUUUUUACCUGUUGGGGUCCCCAUCAGACAGUGCUUCUGUUUAGCUGCUGGAUUUCUGUUCUGGUUUUGUUUGGGGACUAUGUCUCCCUGUAUAUGCCAAGCUGGCCCUGAACUCCCACCUCCCAGUACUGCUGGGAUUUUAGACCCACCCCCACCCCUGCCUGGCAUUUCAAGCACUGACUUUGUAACUUCCAAAACAAAACAUGUGAAUAGGUCUGUGUUGUUUCCUACCUGAGGCAAACUAUUUGAAAGCAUGCUAUUAAAUUGUUUGUAAAUA
Messenger RNA from Psammomys obesus (fat sand rat), 1334 nucleotides. RefSeq names its product chromosome unknown C9orf78 homolog (gene CUNH9orf78). The record is from RefSeq and is a predicted model, not a curated record. The transcript is spliced from 9 exons. Bases 91 to 960 code for a protein of 289 amino acids. NCBI's taxonomy places the organism in Eukaryota, Metazoa, Chordata, Mammalia, Rodentia, Muridae. Gene Ontology annotation, cellular component: spliceosomal complex. Gene Ontology annotation, biological process: mRNA splicing, via spliceosome.